GUUAUACAGCUUUCAAUGGAGUUGAUUUUGAAGGCACUUUCCAUGUGAAUACAGUAACAGAUGAUGACUAUGCAGGCUUCAUUUUUGGUUAUCAAGACAGCUCCAGCUUUUAUGUGGUAAUGUGGAAACAGACGGAGCAGACCUAUUGGCAAGCCACUCCAUUUCGAGCAGUUGCAGAACCUGGGAUUCAGCUGAAGGCUGUUAAGUCAAAGACUGGGCCUGGAGAACACCUCAGAAAUUCACUUUGGCACACUGGAGACACUAAUGAUCAAGUCCGAUUGCUAUGGAAAGAUCCACGAAAUGUUGGCUGGAAAGAUAAAGUUUCCUAUCGCUGGUUCCUACAACACAGACCUCAGGUUGGAUAUAUUAGGGCAAGAUUUUAUGAAGGAUCUGAACUGGUAGCAGAUUCUGGAGUAACCAUAGACACAACCAUGCGUGGAGGAAGACUUGGUGUUUUCUGCUUCUCUCAGGAAAAUAUUAUUUGGUCCAAUCUGAAAUAUCGUUGUAACGAUACAAUCCCAGAAGAUUUCCAAGAAUUUCAAGCUCAGAAGUAUGGUGAUGGAGGUAUUUAA
Thamnophis sirtalis is the source of this 572-nucleotide messenger RNA. Lineage: Eukaryota; Metazoa; Chordata; Lepidosauria; Squamata; Natricidae. The record is from RefSeq and is a predicted model, not a curated record.